Molecule: messenger RNA, 4532 nt
Organism: Carcharodon carcharias (great white shark)
Lineage: Eukaryota; Metazoa; Chordata; Chondrichthyes; Lamniformes; Lamnidae
Gene: ercc6l
Product: excision repair cross-complementation group 6-like
Exons: 4
Coding region: 166-3534 (1122 amino acids)
Molecular function (GO): DNA translocase activity; ATP binding; ATP-dependent chromatin remodeler activity
Source: RefSeq, a predicted model, not a curated record
GGGGACGGGGAGGACGCCGGGGACGAGUUCGUGGCCGUGCCCGGCUGCGGCCUCUCCCUGUACCGGGGGCUGUACGAGCGGCUGUACCCGCACCAGCGGCAGGGGGUGGCCUUCCUGCACCGGCUGCACGGCGGCGGCGGCCCCGGCGGGAUUCUGGCCGACGACAUGGGCCUGGGGAAGACGGUGCAGCUGAUCGCCUUCCUCUCCGGCAUGUUCGACUCGGAGCUGGUCCGCUCCUGCCUCCUGCUGCUGCCCAGCGGCCUCCUCCACACCUGGGCCGCCGAGUUCACCAAGUGGACCCCGGGCAUGAGAGUCAGAGAGUUCCACGGCGCCAGGAACGAGCGGACCAAAAACCUGGAGCGGGUUCAGCGGAGAGGUGGCGUGGUGCUGACCAGCUACCACAUGCUGAUUAACAACUGGCAGCAGCUCUCCAGCCUGGACGGCCGGGAGUUCACCUGGGACUACCUGGUGCUCGACGAGGCUCACAAGGUCAAGAGCAAAUCCACCAAGACCACCAAGUGUGCCAGCGCUAUCCCCGCCAAGCACCGUGUCUUGCUGACAGGAACGCCGGUCCAGAACAACCUGCAGGAGUUGUGGGCCAUGUUCGACUUUGCCUGCCAGGGAUCCUUGCUGGGCACCGCCAAGACCUUUAAGAUGGAGUAUGAGAACCCCAUUACGCGGGCCAGGGAGAAAGACGCCACGCCUGCAGAGAAAGCCCUGGGACUGCGCAUCUCUGAGAACCUCAUGAAGAUCAUCCAACCCUACUUCCUGCGGCGCACUAAGGGGAACGUGCAUUCAACGCCCGAGCUCCCGCAGAUGAACGGCGGUGAGCUGGAGAGGCCGAGCUCGCCCGCCGGGGGCGCCCACAUGCCCAGCUUGACCAGGAAGAACGAUCUGAUUGUCUGGGUUUACCUGAGCCGGGUCCAGGAGGAAAUCUACAACAACUUUGUGUCGUCGGAGGAGGUUCAGGAGGCGCUGCUGACCAAGCGCUCGCCCCUGGUGCAGCUCACCAACCUGAAGAAACUGUGCGACCACCCCAGACUCCUGUCCCGCAGGAUCUGCCAGGUGCUCGGCCUGGAAGGCUGUGAAGAAGAGGGCGGGGCCACAGAGGGCAGCGCCUCGAGUGACAUCGGCCGCGUGUCCGAUGAGGAUCUGAUUCAGGAGUCGGGCAAGCUGGUCUUCCUGUUGUCCUUGUUGGGGAAGCUGAGGGAGGAGGGCAAACGCACGCUGGUCUUCUCGCAAUCGAGGAAGAUGCUGGACAUCAUCCAGCGCAUCCUGACCAACAGGGGCUUCAAGUGCAUGCGCCUAGAUGGCACCAUGACACUGCCUGAACGGCAGAAGCAGAUUGAGGCCUUCCAGCGGUGGGCCAACUACUGUGUCUUCCUCCUCACCACCCAGGUCGGUGGUGUUGGCCUCACCCUCACAGCAGCAAACCGUGUGGUGGUCUUUGACCCGAGCUGGAAUCCUGCCACGGACGCGCAGGCUGUGGACAGAGCCUACAGGAUCGGACAGACCGACAAUGUCGUCAUCUACAGGCUGGUGACCUGUGGCAGUGUGGAGGAGAAGAUUUACAGGCGGCAGAUCUUCAAAGACUCUCUGGUUCGCCAGUCAGUUGGAGAGCAGAAGAAUCCCUUUCGCUAUUUCAGCAGACAGGAGCUGAGGGAACUGUUCAUACUGGAGGACCCCCGGACCUCGAGCACACAGAGGCAGCUGCAGUCCAUGCACUCCAGCCAGAGACGGACAGACAGCACGCUGGACCAGCAUAUUGCCUUCCUGCACACCCUCGAGAUGUUCGGAGUGACAGACCAUGACCUUGUUUUCUCCCAGGAUGUUGUCCCCGAUGAGGAAAACUCAGUUAAUGAUCCCGAAUCAAGGCAUUACAUCCAGCAACGUGUGCAGAAAGCCCAGGAGCUGGUGGCAGCUGAGUCACAACUCCAACAGCAGCUAGCACAGAAUAUCCAGACUGAUACUGAACCAGGCUGGCUGAACAGACCUCGAGAGCCUCCGACAAUUACAGGCAGAGGAGAAGGAAUCACAAGACCACAGCCAGAUUCUACCAGCAGCAUGUUCCCAGUAUUGACUGAAAACCGCACUCCUCCCUACCCACCAGUCACGGUGGAUUUAACAAAGCCAGUCGACCAAGAGAUGGCUGAUGAGGUGCUUAACCUGAGCUGCAGGUUAGCUGAGCUGCCGAUAGAGUCAGAGGAGCAAAAUGACAGCGUGGUUAUGUUGGACAGCUCCGUGUCACCUGGUGACACCCAUACUACCAGGGAUGAUGAUGGUGGUGGAGGUGACUCUCUUAUUGCAGACCUCGAACCUGCUGUGUGCCAGUUAUCUGACUCGAGUGGCAAACUCUCCCUGGCUCUUCAAAACAGCCCACAGCAGCAGCAGCAGUUUUCCACCGAGGGCCAAGGUGAUGAGUCCAAGGCAGAGCUGUCUACCUCUGAGAUUAAUUCUCCUGGCUCCAAAGCCCUGUUUGAAUCUGAUUUCAAUCUGGUGUUGGAAGAGACUAUGGAAGAGGGGGAGAAUCUGGAUUCUGACAAGCUGGCUGAAGCCAAACUCCUGAUGGAAGACUCUUCCAGUUCUUUAAUAGAGACACAGCCAGGCAACAUGGAAGCAGCUUGGCCUGUUGAGCAGCCUAGUAAGCCCCCUCUGUCCCCAGGCACCGAGUCUCCCAGCAGCGUGGAAGAGGAUUCCUCCGAAGUUUUCCAGCCCUGGAAGAAGUGCCACGGUAGAGUGAUUGCCAGUGACAGCGAGGAGGAAACUGAGGGUGACCUCGACCCUCCCAGUGCCCCAGAGAAUUCCCUACGUCAGUUUGUGACCAGUCCGAUUCUGAAAGCUUUCAAUGUAGCUGCUGCUUCCACCCCUAAAGGGUUAAACUCGCCCCUUCCAGCUUUCCUGAACAGAAGUGGAAAUCACUCAGUGGCUUCCAGGCGUUCGUUAAUCUGCCAGGUUCUUGACGAUGUGGAGGACAUGGAUGAGGCUCCCCCUGGCAGUGUGGGUGCCCUGCGUGUUGAUGAUGAUGGUGAUACAGAUGAUAAUGUAAGCAGCCAGAGCGAUGGAGAGGAAAACACAGGUGAGCAGACCGCUGAGCCCAGCCAAAGUCAAGCGGACGGUAGAUCUGUGGAAGAAGCAAUGCCUGAAAGGCAGAGCGUGGAGCUGGGAGCGGCCAGCAGUGAUGAGGGAGUCUCUGAGUCGAGCAGCUCAAUGGUGACAGGGAGCAAUGAAGAGGCUGGGAGCAGCGAAGAUCAAUCUGGAACGUUCGACCCAGAACUUGGCUCUGAUGAACAGCUGGAGACCUUCACAAAGGCGCCAGCACAACUGACUGUGAUCGAUACACGUGCAGCAGGUGAAGAGGCAGAGCCUACACUGGGUGAAUAUGAGAGGCUGGUGAAACGUGGCAAAGUGCAGAUGGAGCAAGGAGAAUUGAAGGCAGCAUUGAACAGUAUGCUCCAAGCUCUGGAUCUGAGGAGUGGGGAUCCUGAAGUGCAGUUAAUAACCAUUAAACUGUAUCGCCAGCUAGAUCAGGGCUGAGUGUGCCGAGACUGAGGGACAGUGUGUGUUUGUCCGGCUUCUCCACUUUACCUGCUCAUUUCAAUUGCUGACUGCAUUGCAGAGCCAGAAUUGUAAAAGAGCAAAUUCCUUCAUCUGAUUUUGAGUUGUGAUAUUGCUGUAUAGCUAGUUUAUCAUAAGAGUCUAUCCACUAUCAGGGCUUUCAGACCUCGUCAACUGAGUGAAACUUGAAAUCUUCAAAUCUGGAGAACCUGUUAACAUUUAAACCUAAAUCUGAGUCUUGAAAAUAUAUCUGCAAAGAAUCUUCUUUUGCUGGCUCUUUCUCUUUAUCCUUUUCUCCCACCCCCUCCUCCAUUCUUGGCCAUAUCCCUGUAAUGUGGGGCAUUUGCCUACCAUCUCCAGUUUCCCCACUGUACUGCUGUGUCUCUCUCUCUCCUGUCCCCAGCCCCUCCCCAUGCUUUAUAAACCCAAUGAGUCAGCUGCCAGUGCCCCCACGGCUCUGUGAUGCCUGUACUGUAUUGAUACCUGUAGAUUGUUUUCUAAUGAGAGGUCAGAGUAAGGAUUGUGCUCGUCUGAUCGAGGAGGGACACGACUUUCCCUCCUGAGUAGAAGCGAUCUGUUGCCAGGAAAUUCCCUGGUCUUGGUUGUGUCUGAAUAUCUGAAAACAUGAGCUGGUUCAUCUUGGAGGUGAGUUGAACACCAGCCUCUGGUAUUCGAUCUCUGAGCGGUUCACCCUUUUUAAUAUCCCUUCAGCGUGCAGUAAAACAGACCCCACUCCACGUCACCCUGUGGGAACUGUUAGAUUAAAACUCAGCCCAACUGUUCAGCUGUCAGUAAUAUCCUUUGGUGGAAUUUCCAUCCCCCUUCCUUCAAACAACAGUGCUGAUCUUGAUGAAAGAAUUGAUUUGUUCAAUCUUGAGGAUUGAGAAUUGAAUAGUUUUGAUCAGUGCUUCGAGAUGUGUUUUGUACCCAUAUUUUCUGUACCUCGACCUUAAUGAUGAAUAAAAUGAAUACUCAAA